GGGCGGGGCCAGCAGAGGGCGGGAGCCCGGGAGCGGCGGCCGCGGGCCGCAGGCUGCGGCGGCCGAGCCAUGAGCUGGACCUGCCCACGCUGCCAGCUGCCGGUCUUCUUCGCGGAGAAGGUGAGCUCCCUGGGCCAGAACUGGCAUCCUUUCUGCCUGAAAUGUGAGCGCUGUCACAACGUCCUGUGCCCAGGAGGACACGCAGAGCACAAAGGGAGGCCGUACUGUCACAGGCCGUGCUAUGGGGCGCUCUUCGGACCCAGGGGGGUGAACCUCAGUGUCCUGGGCUCCUACCUCUACAGUCCCCCUACGCCCACCCCUGCCCGGCGUGCUCCCCUCAGCCCUAGCAGCUUUAGCCCACCCAGGCCCCGGACUGGGCCCCCACGGGCCAAGAAAAGCCCCCCGCACAUAAAGACAUUCACUGGGGAGCCCUCGCCGUGCCCCAGCUGUGAGGAACCUGUGUAUUUUGCUGAGAGUGUGAUGUCUUUGGGCAGAAACUGGCACCGGCCCUGUCUGAGGUGCCAGCGCUGCCGGAAGACGCUAACGGCAGGGAGACACGCCGAGCAUGACGGCGUCCCCUACUGCCACAUUCCCUGCUACGGCUACCUGUUUGGGCCCAAAGGUGUGAAUAUUGGUGACGUGGGCUGCUACAUCUAUGACCCGGUGGAGAUAAAAUCCGAAUGAGGUGCUCACAGAGCAGCGAUCACCUGGACUCAGGUCUCCCGCCAUGCCCCCUGGCCCCGUGGGAGUCACCAAUUCUUCAGUCCAAAGCGGGUGAGAGAAGGUGGGAUUCAGGUGGCCUGGGCCCACGCUGCAGGGCAGGCCCAUGUGGACCUCCUCUGACAUGGCAUCCCCUUCCCUUCCCUUCCCAGUGUCCCGUGGGGACACUAGGCUGGCCACCUGGUUUGCCCACUCCCUUUCCCCAACAAACCCUGGACUGUCAAGGUACUCAUAAAACUUGUGUUUAUUCUCA
Sorex araneus (European shrew) is the source of this 973-nucleotide messenger RNA. It is a transcript of the gene CRIP3, whose product is annotated as cysteine rich protein 3. Lineage: Eukaryota; Metazoa; Chordata; Mammalia; Eulipotyphla; Soricidae. Bases 70 to 684 code for a protein of 204 amino acids. The transcript has 8 exons. The record is from RefSeq and is a predicted model, not a curated record.